This is a messenger RNA of Candidozyma duobushaemuli, 531 nucleotides long. RefSeq lists its product as uncharacterized. NCBI's taxonomy places the organism in Eukaryota, Fungi, Ascomycota, Pichiomycetes, Serinales, Metschnikowiaceae. The coding region runs from base 1 to 531 and encodes 176 amino acids. The transcript has a single exon. The record is from RefSeq and is a predicted model, not a curated record.
AUGGAAGAACUUCAGCCACCACUCCAUAAACCAUAUACUUACGAUGACUACGACGAAGUGUCCCUGUUCGAUUGUGCAUCUAUAGAAUCGCCUUCCCUGGCUGCAUCCAUUUUCGAUGAACUUGUCUUCACUAAUAAGCUAGACUUACACAAAUUUCUAGAUGACAUGGCCACAUUUCAUGAUUGCAUUGAUGAUAGGUUUAACGGCAUGACAAAAAGAAUAGAAUCCUUAGCAUCGAAUUGUCUCCGACAUAGACAAUUGUUAGAAUCAUCCUUAAGCAAGAGCGAUGCCAUGUCAGCUCUGCUUGAAGUCAUGAGAAGCCAAGUGGAUCAUUGCUUACAAUAUAUCAGGCCUGAAAAGGAGCCUGAAUUGAUUGAAGUCAAAGUGAUCCCUUCGCCCCCUCCCAUUUACUCUUCGGAGUACAUCGACAACUACAUGAAGAAGAACCAAAACGAGUCUUCCUACAAAGCCAUUGUUGCAAUCGUUGCAAUGCUACUAUACGUGGUCUUUAUCCGUGACCGAAGCGAAUGA